ACAAGCAGAUAAAAUCAGCUCCUCAAUGUCCCCUAGACAGUCUCACCUCCUUUCCUGUCACAGGAAGAGGCUGGUGUCUCCAUCCCUGCUCUCUAGGGCUGGCACCAUGAGAAGGCUCCACCUGGUGGCAGUCCAAGAGUCCCUAAAGCAGUGGCACAUAAAUAUAAGGACCAGUCAUGAAAUUAUGCAUAGCAUUCUAUCCAAAAGCCAUUUGUACUUACAUGAUGACCUUUUUCUUUUUUCCCCUUACAGAAAAAAUCAAGGACCUAUUUCCUAGUAAAACUAUUGACCAAAACACCAGACUGGUUCUGGUGAACGCAGUCUACUUCAAAGGGCGGUGGGAUGAGGAAUUUAAAAAAGAACUGACCACAGAAGCAAAGUUCUGGCAGAAUAAGAAUUUGAGCAAAUCUGUGCAGAUGAUGGCCAAAAGCGGGCAUUUUAAUUUUGCCUUCCUGGAGGAUGUGCAGGCCAAGAUCCUGGAAAUGCCAUACAAAGGCAAUGACCUGAGCAUGGUCCUGCUGCUGCCCAAUGAAGCAGAUGGCCUGCAGGAGCUUGAAGACAAACUCACUGCUGAGAAGUUAAUGGAGUGGACCAGCCCAAGGAGCAUGGAGAUGACUAAUGUAGAUCUGCGCCUCCCUCGAUUCAAAGUGGAAGAGACUUUUGACCUUGAGACCAUGUUGAGCGCCAUGGGGAUGGAGGACGUCUUCUGUCCACAAAAAGCUGACCUCUCGGGCAUGACAGGGACACAGGACCUUUCAGUGUCCAAAGUUAUGCACAAGUCCUUUGUGGAAGUGAAUGAAGAGGGCACCGAGGCUGUAGCCGCCACUGGCGGAGUAGCUGGAACAUUGUCCAUCCCAAUGCCCCCAGUUAGUUUCUAUUGUGACCACCCCUUCCUGUUCUUCAUCAAGCAAAAUAAGACCCACAGCAUCCUCUUCUUUGGCAGAGUCUCUUCCCCUUAAGCAGGAUGCCUCUGUCUCUCUUAUGAGACAAGUCACAGAGCAAACAGUAAACUGAGGCUGGAAACAA
Messenger RNA from Ictidomys tridecemlineatus (thirteen-lined ground squirrel), 1026 nucleotides. The record is from RefSeq and is a predicted model, not a curated record. Lineage: Eukaryota; Metazoa; Chordata; Mammalia; Rodentia; Sciuridae.